Messenger RNA from Mytilus trossulus (common blue mussel), 5524 nucleotides. RefSeq lists its product as uncharacterized. The record is from RefSeq and is a predicted model, not a curated record. The transcript is spliced from 7 exons. Gene Ontology annotation, biological process: proteolysis. Gene Ontology annotation, molecular function: cysteine-type endopeptidase activity. Lineage: Eukaryota; Metazoa; Mollusca; Bivalvia; Mytilida; Mytilidae. The coding region runs from base 205 to 2223 and encodes 672 amino acids.
UUUAAAGUGUUCCUGGAAGCUCCGCAAAUUGAACUAACAGUAACUUCGUCAUUGUUGUGUACGUAUAUUUCUUAUAUACACAACAAACAGGAGGACAGGAGAGUCUUAAUUUGAGUUUUUACAGAUAAUUAAGCCCGUUUAAGUGGUUGACACUUCUUUAGGUCAUUAUGGCACAACUUGGCUUCAAGGUCUUGAGUUUUUAAAAUGAAAUGUACAGAAUGUGGUGCUGAUGUGGCUCCUAGUGAUAAGUUCUGUGGAGCGUGUGGUCGGAAGGUUGAAAUAGAUGAUCAUGAAGACAAGAUAAAAAGAUGUCCUAGUUGUGAUUCACUUCAGAAACUAUCACAAAAGUUUUGCACAGAAUGUGGAUGUGAGAUAGACAGCCAAAAUAUAUGCCUUGCUGAGACACCCAAUGGCCGAUGUAAAAAUAUUUUGGCAUCAGACUCAAAGUUUUGUGAUGCAUGUGGAAAUCCUGUGAAGAAGAGUACAGGGAGUGAUGAAUUUGAUAGUAGCAAACAACCACAGCCUAUAGCUAUAGUAAUACAAAUUCCUCCAAAAGAAAAUGAUGAUCAUUAUGAUUUUAAAAGAGAAGAUGAUGCUGUGAUCAUUCCAGGGGAUACUAGUAAGAAGAAUGAAGUAACCAAGGAGCCAUUGAUUAUCAGAAUUGAGAAUGUGGUACCUACAGAAGGGGCACAUCCAAAAGAAAGUGCAACUCGAGGACUAGCAGUUAUCUGUACUCAUUAUACUUUUAACAAGAAAAAAUUCAACCUGUCAAAUAGAGAAAAUGCUGGAGAUGAUAAAGAUCUAAUGUCUGAAUCAUGGGAACAGUAUGGAUGUGAAAUUCUCUCCUUUGAGGAGAAAAAGAGUGAAUUUUAUCAGAAGGAGUUAGUAACUGAAAUUGAAGGUAAAUUGAACAAAAUGGGCACAAUCGAUUACUUUGUUUUCGUUUUGAGCACCCAUGGAGAUGAAAGUCGUGACGUCAACCUUAAGGAAGGUAAGCCACAGUAUCACCAUUACUUUUAUACAAGAGAUGGCCGUUAUAGAACCCAGGAUGUCAUUGAUGCCAUAGGUGAAAUACCAGAAUUAGUUGGAAAACUUAAGAUGUUCUUUAUACAGGCUUGUAGAAGUAGAUUCAUGAAUGCUGAAAUUGAGAAUCAAGAUAUUGGUCAUACAAUGACAGUGUUAUCCAGUACAGAUGAAGAAAAACACACCGGACAUGAUCAGCCAGAUGCUGUAGGCCAUAUGUCUAUGGAAGAUAGUAAAAUAGCACAAUCUUUUUCUAAAACUAAGAGCAUAGAUGUUGAAGAUGCUAGAGGUUAUAUGCCUCCUCCAGAGAAAGAAGAUGAUUCAACAUCUCAAAAAUCUGAAAUCAAAACAAUGUCAACUAUAAGGGAAAAAAGGACGGGUGAAGUGCUUACUUCCACAACUAUACCUGUACCUAAUGCUGUAAAAACAGAAGUUGAAGAGAUUGUUGAGAUUCCUACAACAGUAGCCAUUCCCCAUUGUGAUGAUUGUGUGGUAGUUUUUGCUUCUAUGACAGGGAAAUAUGCCUACAGUAGAUUGUAUGAUAGCACAGAUGGUGGAGGUUGGAUGAUUAGAGCAUUGCAUUCCACAAUGAUUAAACAACAGAAACCAGGAGAUAUUGUUUACAUACCAGAUAUACUUACUGGAAUCAAUAGGGAAAUUAGUAGGAAAGAAAAUAUGCUUAAACUUAAGAGCAAUCACACGAAUGAAAAUAUACGGCGAAUGACCUAUAGUUCAUAUUUAAGUGUUCUAAUUACAAAUGUAGACCAAAAAUUAAAGCAGGAAGAAACAAGUCAGCAAUUACUUUUGAAAGUAAAGGAAUAUUUCAAGCAGGGAGAUAUUGAGCUUUUCGAAGGCAAUGAAAAUAUUGAGCUUUUGAAAGUUAAAGAAGUAAUUGAGUUGGAAGAUCUUAAACUUUUGAAAGUAAAAGAAAACCCUACGACAGGAGAUUUUGAGCUUUUAAAAAUAACGGAAGGUCUGAAACUUUUGAAAGUAAAUGAAGAUCUUAAGAUGCUACGUUUGAAAGUUGAUGUAGAGCAAGAAAUAUACAUGUUAGAUGAUGAAAUUAAAGUGAUAAGAGAUAGAGUGGAAGAGUUUAUUGGAGCUGUAACAAUUAAAGCACAGUCCUGUUUUUUUCACAAUUUGGCUUUUGAAGAUGAACAUAUGAAAUUAAAAUAUCAGGACAAAAUCCAAAGUACAUAACAACCUAACCAAAGACUUGUGUAUUUGUUAAUUAUGUUCAAUUAUCUUUUAAAUGUCUCUUCCUUAAGACAAUUUAGCAUUACUGUGAUCAAAUAUUAUGCUGUAAAUUAAGGCAGAGGGAGUAGGUUCAUAAAGGGUAUUUAUUUAUAUUUAUAUGAAUUUACACUAUCCCUUAUAUUCUAAGGAAAAACAUUUUGAUGGUCAUCAGUAUACAAAUUCUAGACAUGUUUGUGCAAAGUUUUGAACAUUUUUAUGGAUAUUUAUGUUAUAAAUGAAUGUAGUUUUUUAACCAAUCUUUAUGUUAAUAGGUGUGUAAAGUUGUGUUUCAAAUGUGCUUACAGUCCUUUCUCAUAGAAUUGUACAGUUUGUUCUUAAAUAGUGCUAUUUCAAUGUAAUCCAAGAUGAGUAGAUAGUCGUAACAAACAUUUUUAACCAAGCCACAUUCUAUAUGUGUAUGUCCUUUGCAUUUUAUUCAGUGAUUGUUAUUGUUUGCUUUCUCUCACAUUUAUAUUCUGGUUACAUAUUUUGUUUAUAAAUUUCUUGUUUCUUGUUUCACAUAUAUGUGAUGCCAGUGCCUUUUAUAGGUUAUUUAUACUAUUUUGGUUUGAAUUUGUUCAUUGUUGAAGGCGGAACCUACAUAUCCACAUCCAUUUGAUCUCUGGUGUAUAGUUGUCCCAUCUGCUCUCAAACUACUUCUGUUUUUUUUAUGAUUUUGUCUAGUUUUUGAUGAUAGACUUGUCAUAGACUUAUGGCAUAAGAUGAGGACGUUUCUGUUUUUGAAAAAAAAAUUCUCUCUGUCUGUUGUGGAUACUAUUCCUGGUGGUUUAUUUAGUGUCAUUAUAGUUAUAUUUAAUUUUGAUUUGUUUUUAAAAAAUGUAUUUAUUGUAUUACUUAUGAAAAUUAUUUUGUUUAGAAUUGAAUGCUUGUGUUUAGAAAAUUUAUAGGAAAUGAAGGCAAGUGACCAUCACAUUUUCAUGACAUGUGGAACUGCCGUUUUGCUUAAUUUGUGAUCAUCAAUUGCUUUCAUUUCAUAUAAAUGUUAAAAAAAAAACCCAGAGCACUUAAUUUCAUAUAAAUUUGCUUAUUUAUAUAUUAAUAUAUAUCUUCUAAACAUGAUUAACAUGUCAAAUCUGAAAGUUAAUCUAUAUACACAAAUCUUUGUCUUAAUUGACCAGUAAGGCUGUAUCAUUCCAUGUAAAAAAAGGUUAUUUGUGAUAACAGUUGAAAUUUCCAUAAUGAGGAUGUUAAUUUAAAAAAAGAUACAUGUAACUUGUAAAAUAUAAUUUCCCUUUUAUAAAAUUUAUAAAAAUUAUAUAAAAUUUAUUACACAUGUAGUCCUUUGCCUGAGUAACAGUGAUAAUAUGUAAAAAAAAAAAAAAAAAAAAAAAAAGGUGUUCAUUAAUGAAUUGGGCAGAGCUGAUAAAUCUAUGUUUUGGGAAUUGAAAAAAUUAUGACAGAAUCAAAUGACCUGUCUUACAUCAAAUAAAAUAUCAGCAUUUGUAGGAAUUGAAUAUUAUCUGUAAUUAAUAUACCUUAUUGCAUUGCAUAUAAUGAUUUAUUGAUCAAUGAAACAUUGUUACUUUUAAACAUAUUUAUUUAAAAACAUCAUGAACAUAUAUACAAGCUUGAAGGUUUUAUCAUUCUGUUGCAUAUUAAAGCAAAACUAACUGAAACUUACCAUUAUAAUUGUAUAUAGAUUCAAAUGCAGUAAUGUAUAAAUUAAGCAUAUUUGUCAGUGGUCAGUUGUAAACUGUUAAAAAAUUGUUAUAUUUUCAUGAUUUGUUUAAAAGUUUCAUGAUAGAAACAAAACACAAGGCCAGUUUAAUAUGUCUUCCAGUAAUUAGUAUAGGAUGAAAAACUGAGGACUUGUAAAUGCCAAGAGUCAAAAGAGGGUUAUACUUAGUAGAAUAGUAUCUCCCUAUAUAUGUAAAAAAAAAAUGACAGCCAUUCUACAUGUACUAAUAAGAAUUACAAUCAUGAUAAUGAUCAUUGUGAUUUCCAUGUUUGUUGAGGUUUGUUUAAUACUGAACAUUGUCAUUUUCAUUCAUUUAUAUGUGUUGAUUUUUGUUAUUAAUUUUGAUCUCAAACAUUAUGUAUUUUGUAACUUUUUUUUCUGAUUGUGUUACUCAUGUAUAGGCAUGUGUUAAUGAUUUAACAAAAUGUUUCUGUUAAUAAGCCCUGGAAUUUAUAAAGUUUUGAAAAGUUCAAUUAAAAAAAAAUGAUUUAUGCAAUCACAGUGUAUGUAACUUACUGUGGAUUCAUUAUUAUUUGUUGGAUACUCAUUUUCGUCAGUUUUGUUAAUACAUGUGAACCAUGAAUUCAAUUGUUCAACAAAUAAUAAAUGUUCUCUAGGUUUUGUAUUCAAAGAUUUACAAAACCACAAAAAUCUAAUGCAAGUUUUCCUCAAUUCGUGAAAAUUGAUACCCAUAAGAAAUAAGUGAAUCCAGCAUAUCAAAUGACCUGGAAUUGGUAUAACAGUUUGGUAGGCUAAACUUUUAAUUCUCAGGUGUGUCCUGCAGCAACCAGGUCUUUAAACGGGGAAAUAUAUAUAUAUAUGCACAGUCUUUGUUCUUCGUUUAUUCCAUUAUAUUUUUGUAUACUGAUUUAUACAAAUAUUGCUCACUUAUUCUUUUUUGAUUGAUUUUGUUUGAUGCUGUGUGCAAAAUCAUGCUCAUUUAAUUAUAAUAUUAUAUAACAUUGUGUAUACCUGGACUAGUUUUCAGCUCAUAUUGUCCAUGACUUGGCCUCUUUUGUAUGUAGCAACUACAAUGAUCUUUUAAAAAAAUCUAAUUUGAAAAUACUAGGGCAUUUCAGCUAGAGAUGCUUAUCCCUAAAAUAAAUCCAUAACACAUAAUUGCCAUACUUACAGAAAAAUAUAAUCUGAAACCUACUAAUUAUCUUUUUUUCUCUGCCAUUAUGAUAGGCAUUUUUUGAUAAUUUUUUUGUGUGUACAAAAGGUCAUUUGAUGAAUAUCCAUUGAUGUUUUUAAGAAAUACCCAGAAUGCAUUAGAUAUUUAAACAGUAAAUUGCAAUAUGUUGUAAUUUGUUUAAAUAGAAUCAGGUUGGUUCCUCAAUAAUACUUCUAGUUCUAUAGAAAUAAUUCCAAAUGAUUUCAUAUGAUUCUAUGAGUGCCAAAACUGAUACGAUAUUGUAAGAAAAACACCAGGGAAAUAUGACAAACAUGAAAAUGUGAUAUUGAUAUAUGCAAGUCAUGCAACCUGUAUUUGAUAUUUUACUGCAUUAUGCAAAAUGAUUUUGAGGAGUUUAUGUUUCUUUAUAUAUUGUUAAAUUAUGUACAUUU